UGGGAGAAAGUUUUGGACAAUCGGAGAAGCUCCAAAAUGUCGUCGUUAGAACAAGAGAUUUUCUUACAGUGGGGAAACAAGAAGAGAUUGAGACGUCUAAGAGCCAAAGACCAACAGACCUCACGCGAAUCCAAUUCUUCGCUUCGAAGGAAAAACUCAUCUCGGUUUCUAGGUCAGGAGACCUUCCUCCUUCAAUCCUCAAGAUUCUCCAGAGGAUCAGAAGGGACGAUUCUCAGAUCUGGACUACCAGAUCGCCGGAGAUCGUCGCCGGAGAAAGAGGAGAGGUAUUAUACUACGAGAGGUGUAGCUGAUAACGCUGGGAAAGCUUGCUUAGAUGGAAACAAUGGAGAAGAGAGCAAGAAGAAGGAAGAAGAGACUAUGUGGCCAAAGCUGUUGAUAACAUUAUCGAGCAAAGAGAAGGAAGAAGACUUCAUGGCUAUGAAAGGUUGCAAACCUUCGCAUAGGCCUAAGAAGAGAGCUAAACUCAUCCAAAGAAGCUUACUUUUGGUGAGUCCUGGAACGUGGUUGGCUGAUCUGUGUCCAGAUAGAUAUGAUGUUAGGGUGAAGAAGAGCUCUAAGAAGAGGCGAGCAAGAGGAUUAAAAGCCAUGGGAAAUGUGGAGACUGAUUCAGAUUGA
This is a messenger RNA of Thlaspi arvense, 636 nucleotides long. Lineage: Eukaryota; Viridiplantae; Streptophyta; Magnoliopsida; Brassicales; Brassicaceae. The record is from the annotation of a GenBank genome assembly.